AGGUGAGAGAGAGAGAGAGAGAGAGAGAGAGAGAGAGAGAUCUGGCUAGCUAGCUAGCCCCUGCAGCCAGUGGCUAGUGAGUGUUUGUUGUAUGAGCUUGCUUGGGUUGCUGCAGUAGGAGGAGCCUCCGAUCCGUGGGCAUGAGCUGCAACGGCUGCCGGGUGCUGCGCAAGGGCUGCAGCGAGGGCUGCGUGCUGCGCCCCUGCCUGCGGUGGAUCGACGCCGCCGACGCGCAGGGCCACGCCACCGUCUUCGUCGCCAAGUUCUUCGGCCGCGCGGGCCUCCUCUCCUUCAUCUCCGCCGUGCCCGACGCGCAGCGACCUGCGCUGUUCCAGUCCCUGCUGUACGAGGCGGCGGGGCGGACCAUCAACCCGGUGCACGGCGCGGUGGGGCUGCUGGGCACGGGGAACUGGCACCUCUGCCAGGCCGCCGUCGACACCGUGCUGCGGGGCGGCGCCAUCGCCCCGCUCCCGGAGCUCGGCGGGGGCCGCGGCGACGGCGCCGGGAGCGGGGACCUCUACGGCCCGGCCGCCGGCGGCUGGUCCACCUUCUCCACGGCCAAGCUGGUGCGCAAGGCCGCCGGCGAGGCGGCGGCGGGGGCGUCCUGCGACCUCGGGCUGUGCCUGAGCCCCGGGUCCCCGCGGGCGCCCGGGGAGCCGAGGGCGCCCCUCCUGCGGCCGGGCACGCCGUCCAUGAGCUCGGACGAGUCCGUGACGACGACCACGACCGGCGGCGACAGGGAGCCGGUGCUGCUCAACCUCUUCCCCUGAGAUAGAGCCUGCGGCCAGCUAAUCCUAAUCCCUGGCGGAACGUUCCCGGCGGCCAAGUAUUUAGCUGUUCCUCUCGCCGCCGCCGGCGAGGCCAUUUCCCUUGGUUUCUUGGCGGCCUUUGAUUUUGUUCCUUGUGUAGCUGUAGUAGAAAAGCAGCAGAAGCUAUAGCAGCCGGCCUGGACGCCCGUUUGCGUGGGCGAUAUGAGAGCGCCGGUGGCCACCCCACCCGAGUAACCAUUUUUCCUUUUUUUCUCUUGGACAAUUAUAUAAAAAUAUAAUAAAUAGUGGUACUACUACAA
Messenger RNA from Panicum virgatum (switchgrass), 1069 nucleotides. Its product is annotated as LOB domain-containing protein 37. The transcript has 3 exons. Lineage: Eukaryota; Viridiplantae; Streptophyta; Magnoliopsida; Poales; Poaceae. Gene Ontology annotation, biological process: regulation of gene expression. The record is from RefSeq and is a predicted model, not a curated record. The coding region runs from base 141 to 770 and encodes 209 amino acids.